AAAGUUAAUAUUGAUAAAAUUAAUAUUAGUAAACUUAGAUUGUUAAAUCAACUCAUUGCUAAGAUUCAUGCUGUUUAUACAGGUAGUAAAGCAUCUAAAGCUGAUUCAGAUAUAGCAAAAGAUCUUAAAGCACAACUACUAUUAAUUAAAAAUAUAUGUAUUAUACUUAAAGCAAAUUUAUAUAUAGAAGCAAAAUUAAUUAAUGGUGUACUAGAAAUGGUCUAUAAUAUUCUAUUUGAAGAUAAUCAGAGCUCACCUUCUCUUUCUAUCAUUGUCUUUAUAGAAUUCGAUAAUUAUAAUAGUUCUGCUGUUGAAUUUACAAAAUAUAAAAAACUUGUCCCAAUUUACUCUAUUCAACAUACCUAA
Racocetra fulgida is the source of this 366-nucleotide messenger RNA. NCBI's taxonomy places the organism in Eukaryota, Fungi, Glomeromycota, Glomeromycetes, Diversisporales, Gigasporaceae. The record is from the annotation of a GenBank genome assembly.